UGUGUGUGUGUGUGUGUUUGGGGCUGGUCAAAGGUGAGAUCUAGCUUGUGUGUCAGUGCUCGUCCUCAAAUAGAGUCCUUCUUCCGUUUCUUCUUCUCUGGUUGUGAACUCACUGAGCAGUCGAUGAGAGUCAGAAUCAAAUCCUUCUUCAUCUGGUCGCGAUCCGCUGACUGGCCUCGUCACUUCUCCUUCACUGGACGUCGACCUCCACGCUGAUGAUUAACUGGAUUUUAAUUCAGGCUUGUUUCACAACUCUGAUCAGAAACUGAUGAGAAUCUCACACAACAAAGCUACAGCUGUGAACAUCUGGACAUCAGAUGAAUAUGUCAACUGCACCCGUGGUCAUCUGGACAGAAGAACAUCUGUGAACCCAUAGAACAUAAACCAACAUCUGGACAGUGGAAUCAGGUGAAUGGACCAGAUGUUUGGUGAGGUAGCAGAACAACGUGUGGACGUCACACAGUUGACCUGAACAGUAGAAAACCAGUGGAACCUGGACGGAGCGAGGGAUGGGAGGAGCAGGGUGCAAGGAGGUGAAGGAGGAGAAGAGAAGCUCGGGGGGGGAGGACAGUCUGUCGUCCGCCGACAGAAUCAGACGAUUUAUCAUCAAACAGUUUGGAUACAACGUCCUGAGUCUGGCUCGACGAGGACUGAAGGACGUCCCAGAGGAAUUGUGGGAGCUGUUGGAGCUGGAGAAGUUGAACUUGUCUCUGAACAGUCUGAAGGUUCUUCCUCCUCAUCUCGCUCGGCUCUCAAACCUGGUGGUUCUCAACCUGUGGGGCAACCAGUUGAGCAGUCUGCCGUCAGAGAUCGGUCAGUUGAGGAGACUCCGAGUUUUAUUCGUCUACAGAAACAGACUCACUGAAGUUCCUGAGGAGCUGGGAGCGUGUACACAACUGGAGGUGCUGAGUCUAGCCAACAACCAGCUGUCCUCUCUGCCGGCGUCUCUGUCCAACCUGACCCGCCUCAGGAAGCUCAACCUCAGCCACAACCACAUGGCUCACAUCCCGGGCUGUGUCUACAACAUGAAGGCCCUGGUGUUCCUACAUCUGGCCUGUAACCAUCUGGAGAACCUGGCGGAGAACAUCCAGGCUCUGGUGGAACUAAAGAUCCUCAUUGUGGAAGGAAACAGCCUCCACUCCCUGCCGAAGGCCCUCUGCUGCCUGACCAGGUUGGAGCUUCUGAAUCUGGACUUUAACGACAUUAAAGAUGUUCCACAGUCUCAUAUUCUCAGGUCCCAGUUUGUCUCUUAGUCUUCAACCAGGUGAGACGUCCUCUGUCCUUCAACAAGAGUCAAACUACUGAGACCUUCAACAGGUGGAGAAGGUGGAGACCUCAGAGACACAUGUGAGGACCCGUCUCCAGGACGGACACUAGUCAACAGAUGUCCUGUGUCUCAGAGGACAUCAGAAAGUCUUUACAGCUUUGAUUAGAGUAAACCCUUUGAAGCAGAACUGAAGGUCACUGACCUGAUGGAUUAUUGUCAGUGAUGGUCGAGUCUCUGAGGAGAAAUAUUAAAUAUCAAUCCGUCUAAUGUGAUCAUAGUCCACGAUCAGGAUCCAGCAUCGCCCACAGUCAUGUCCACUGCCACCAUCGAGAUCCACCAUCUGCUGCCACCUCGAUCAUGGUCCACCACCACUAUCAAGGGCCAACAUGAUAUGAUGAUAAUGAUGAUGAUGAUGAUGAUGAUGAUGAUGAUGAAGGUGAUGAUGAUGAUGAUGAUGAUGAUGAAGGUGAUGAUGAUGAUGAUGAUGAAGGUGUUGUGUUCAGGAGAUGCACCAGUUGUGUCGUCUGGAGAAGUUGGCGUGUCAUCCUCUGGAUAAAGGUCUUCACAUCGUCCACAAUCCGCUGCUGAAGCCGGUGAAGGAGGUU
Messenger RNA from Platichthys flesus (European flounder), 1872 nucleotides. Its product is annotated as leucine-rich repeat-containing protein 30-like. Gene Ontology annotation, molecular function: protein binding. The transcript has 8 exons. Lineage: Eukaryota; Metazoa; Chordata; Actinopteri; Pleuronectiformes; Pleuronectidae. The record is from RefSeq and is a predicted model, not a curated record. Bases 510 to 1253 code for a protein of 247 amino acids.